Centruroides sculpturatus (bark scorpion) is the source of this 1236-nucleotide messenger RNA. It is a transcript of the gene Prp19, whose product is annotated as pre-mRNA-processing factor 19-like. Bases 33 to 1061 code for a protein of 342 amino acids. Gene Ontology annotation, molecular function: protein binding; ubiquitin protein ligase activity. Gene Ontology annotation, biological process: mRNA splicing, via spliceosome; DNA repair. The record is from RefSeq and is a predicted model, not a curated record. NCBI's taxonomy places the organism in Eukaryota, Metazoa, Arthropoda, Arachnida, Scorpiones, Buthidae. The transcript is spliced from 7 exons. Gene Ontology annotation, cellular component: cytoplasm; Prp19 complex; U2-type catalytic step 1 spliceosome.
GUGCAGAAGCAGGUGGUUUAGCUGAACAACCAAUGGAAGAAGCAGGAAUGACACCUGAAGUUAUUCAGAAGUUACAAGAUAAAGCAACUCUUCUCACCACAGAACGAAAGAAAAGAGGCAAGACUGUUCCGGAAGAACUUGCUAAGCCAGAAGAUAUUCGUUCCUAUCACACACUUGCAUCACAUCCUGGUUUGCAUAGUGCUAGUGUUCCAGGUAUUCUUGCAAUGGAUGUUUGUCCCAGUGAUACUAGUAAAAUACUGACUGGUGGAAAUGACAAAAAUGCAACUAUUUUUAAUAAAGAUACUGAGCAAGUAAUUACAAUUUUGAAAGGCCAUACAAAGAAAGUUACAUCUGUUAUAUAUCAUACAGAAGAAGAGACAGUUAUUACAGCUUCUCCAGAUACAAUUAUUCGUAUUUGGCACGUACCAACUUCUCAAACUGUUCAAGCAAUUCGAGCUCACGAAGGUCCAGUUACGGGUCUUAGUUUACAUGCAACAGGAGAUUAUCUUCUCAGUACAUCAACAGAUGAGCAUUGGGCAUUUUCUGAUUUAAGAACAGGCAGAGUUUUGACAAAGGUUGGAGAUACUUCUACUCCUCAUGCUUUGACAACAGCACAAUUUCAUCCAGAUGGUCUUAUUUUUGGAACUGGUACAUCUGAUUCUCUCAUUAAAAUUUGGGAUCUGAAGGAAAGGACAAAUGUUGCAAACUUUCCUGGUCAUUCUGGGCCUAUUUCUGCAAUUGCUUUCUCAGAAAAUGGUUACUAUUUGGCGACUUCAGCAGAUGAUUCAGUUGUCAAAUUAUGGGAUUUAAGAAAAUUGAAAAAUUUUAAAUCAAUUACCCUUGAUGAAGGUUAUGAGGUUAAAAAUUUAAGUUUUGAUCAGAGUGGAACAUUUUUAGCUGUUGCUGGUACUGAUGUUAGAAUAUAUUUAUGUAAACAGUGGGACAAUCUGAAAGUCUUUUCUGACCACACCGCUCUGGCCACGGGUGUUCGUUUUGGCCAACACGCACACUUCAUCGCCUCGGUUAGUAUGGACAGGACACUAAAAAUUUACGGCAUAUGAUGUCAAGAAUAAUGAACAUAAAAAACUAGGUUAGACUGCGUCGUCACAGCCAAAAUGUUUACAUGAAUUAAUACACCUUUCUGUUAUGUAACGUCGUCAUUAUGCAAGUUUUUGUGAAAUUUAUAAUAAAUCCAUUUAUUAAAAAAUAAAAGCUCUUUCUUAUUAAACAAUUUGA